Molecule: messenger RNA, 2449 nt
Organism: Scophthalmus maximus (turbot)
Lineage: Eukaryota; Metazoa; Chordata; Actinopteri; Pleuronectiformes; Scophthalmidae
Gene: gipc2
Product: GIPC PDZ domain containing family, member 2
Exons: 6
Coding region: 339-1325 (328 amino acids)
Molecular function (GO): protein binding
Source: RefSeq, a predicted model, not a curated record
CUCCCACUGCGCCUGCGCCCCGCCGACACACCAACAGAGUCGCUAUUGUUAGCCGAGGAGCAGCCAGCCGGGCCAAGGGGGGGUUGUGUCAGAGUUUAUCCCACACUCACCGUCUCACCUGCCGAAUCUUUUCACCGUCGAAGAGCAGCCCGGGGUCGUGGGGACGACGAGGAAAGGAAGGAAGGAAGGAAAGAAGGAAGUGAAUACAGACCGCUCCACCGUUGUGGCUCGGGACUCAACAGGUACUUCAAUGUUCUAGCAGCGGCUCGGACAUUCUUCUUUUUUUUUUUUGUUUUGCUUUUACACGAAGGAAAAGAGACUAACAAACAACAGAAACGAUGCCGUUGGGACCGUGGAGGAAGAAGAACAAGUCGACGAAGGAGCAUCUGGUGGAGAACGAGGAGGUCGGGCCGGCAGGUGCCGCCGGCAGCCUGAGCAAAUCCGCCGUGAACGGCGCGGGACUGCCGCCGCCACCUGCCAACCUGCGGCCCAAGCUCGUGUUCCACACGCAGCUGGCGCACGGGAGCCCCACCGGCAGGAUCGAGGGCUUCACCAACGUCAAGGAGCUCUACUCCAAGAUAGCGGAGGCGUUCACCAUCAGUCCGCCGGAGAUCCUGUUCUGCACCCUGAACACCCACAAGAUCGACAUGGACAAGCUGCUGGGGGGCCAGAUCGGCCUGGAGGAUUUCAUAUUCGCCCACAUCAGAGGGAUCAAGAAGGAGGUGGAAGUCUACAAAACUGAAGACGCUCUCGGCCUCACCAUCACCGACAACGGCGCGGGCUACGCUUUCAUAAAGCGCAUCAAAGAGGGCAGCGUUGUGGACGGGGUGAAGGUGAUCUGCGUGGGCGACCACAUAGAGUGCAUCAACGGACACAACAUUGUCGGGACGCGGCACUACGAGGUCGCCCGCAUGCUCAAAGAGCUGCCCAGAGACAAAACCUUCACGCUCAAACUGGUGGAGCCGAUGAAGGCCUUUGAAAUGCUCGAGCCCAGGUCAAAGGGGGCCAAACCUGCCAGUGACAACAAGAUCGGCACAGGGAGGGGGACCCUGAGGCUUCGCGCCAAGGGCCCGGCCACUGUGGAGGAGGAGCCGACGGAGUUUGAGGAGAAGGCGGUGAAGAAGGUGGACGACCUGCUGGAGAGCUACAUGGGCAUCAGAGACACUGAACUCGCCGCCACAAUGGUCGAGGUCGGCCGCGACAAGAAGAACCCGGAUGAAUUCGCCAUGGCGUUAGACGAGACCCUCGGGGACUUCGCUUUUCCCGACGAGUUUGUCUUUGAUGUGUGGGGAGCCAUCGGCGACGCCAAGCAGGGAAGAUUCUAGGUUUUGCUCCUGCCUCCCAAACAAACACACACACUCACACACACAAACACAAUCCCUCCUCCCCUAACCGCCCUCCUCCUGUCCUCCAGAAGCCAACUGGACAAACUUCAACCAGUUCAACCAGGGGGGUGGAUAAAGUGUUCCUACUGUACCGUCACUUUGUUGUUAGGCGUAGCUUUGCACUUGGCGGGGGGGAAGUCUCCAAGUGUCGACUUCAGCGACGUCAGAGGUUUCGGCGUAAUCUCGUAGAAGAUUUCGACGACAUGCGGAGUCUCCAGUUCCAGAUGUUGUGUAAACCUUUUUGUCGGGGCCGGGAUAGCUCCAACUGCAUCCUGAGAAGCUUCACGAUGCCGCUCCUCCUCAGGCAGAAGAGCGAAGCGAGUCCACAGUGGUCGAUUACACUGGUCAGAAAAUGGUACGUGCACAACCUGUAUUGUAAAAACAAUCACUGUUUGAAUCGCUCUUUACAGCUGUGUGUCACUCGGAGCAUACAGAUGUCACAGCUUUUUAUAGGCUUUUUUUUAAUAUAUAUAUAUAUGUGAAAAUGCUGCUGAUUUUAUAGCAGCAGUGUUUUGUAAUUCUAGUGAUUUGUAGCAAUGUUUUAUUUUUAUUUCCCUCCCAUCUUUUAAAAUCUUUUUAGAUGAUGUCAUGGUAAAAAAAAUAUCAUGUUCGUCUUGUGAUUUUAAUUUUUCCUUGUGCCCUGAAACAUCUUCGGCAUGAUCCUUGCGUCCAUCUUGUCAGAGACACACAUUCCUUAUGUUUCUCAUAGUCUGUCACUUUUAACAUGUCAUGAACUGAGGCAUAUUUAGAGAAGCACGCUUAUUAUAAUUUUUUUUUCUUCCUGUAAUUUAUUUUGUCAUGAAAAAUCAUAAUGCUGUAUAAGACCUUUUAUACGCGGAGGCCAUUUUGAAGGCCGUGUCUGGAGAUGGGAUCGACUGCAAUCCGAUGUUCUUAAAACUGUUGUAACUGCAACUAUUCAAAAUCACCGUCAAACUGAUUUUAAAUAGUGACGCGAUUAGUGUCGUGUGCCGAUGUUCAACCGUUCACGGCGGUCGCGUGUUGUUUGACAAAAAAACGAUAAGGGAUCAAUAUUGUUGAUAGACAAUAAAAUUUGAUAGUUAUAA